Messenger RNA from Belonocnema kinseyi, 7631 nucleotides. RefSeq names its product zinc finger FYVE domain-containing protein 26 homolog (gene Sptz). Gene Ontology annotation, molecular function: metal ion binding; phosphatidylinositol-3-phosphate binding. Gene Ontology annotation, cellular component: centrosome; midbody; lysosomal membrane. The record is from RefSeq and is a predicted model, not a curated record. Gene Ontology annotation, biological process: mitotic cytokinesis; double-strand break repair via homologous recombination; regulation of cytokinesis. Bases 128 to 6604 code for a protein of 2158 amino acids. The transcript has 10 exons. NCBI's taxonomy places the organism in Eukaryota, Metazoa, Arthropoda, Insecta, Hymenoptera, Cynipidae.
CACAUUUUUGGACAAAGCUUUUGUUCGUUUGGAAAGCCCUUCUAGUUUCGAGAAUGCCCUCAAAAUUUCGGAUUCAAUUUUCUCUUUUGAGGAUGAUUCUGUUUCGAUUAAUGCGAAGGAACUCUCGAUGAGAGUAUUGAGAAGAGGAAUUCAUUGGAUGACUGAUAUUUUGGAUUUGUGCUACACUCUCCAGGCAAACGGCGACUACGAACGAGUCUCCAAACUUCUCUCCUGUCCGCCUCUAAAAAUCCUCUGGCCCUCUCUUUUGCUCCAGUUCCUCUCAGUAUUUCCUCACAUUCCCAUAAACACCUCGAUCGAAACCUGGCAGAAAAAUGCAAACAUUUGUCGCUCCCUAAAUUUCCUUAUCGAAAAAUGCUCUCUCUAUUCAAACAAUCCGACCAUUCAAAACUCCAGUUCGACAAUGAAGCGACAUCUGAAAGUCAUCUACUGGAUUUUAGAGCACAAGAAAAAAAUCCUCGGUACUGCCUGCUAUUCCACUCCUCUGGAGAAAACUCUAUCCGCGAGGAAGAUUUUCUCACGAUUAGAAAAUUCCUGUAUCCUCUCCGUUUUAAAAUCAAGCGUGGAUCUCCACGAAGAGGAAUACGGAGAAGUUGUCAAUUUGCUGAAAGAGACCCUCGAAUCUUCAACAAUUUUCCAGUCCUAUCGGGCAAUGUUGAGUGCCCUGAGAGCAAUUUUAGCCUGCGAAUAUUUCAAUUCGAGGCACAAGGAAGUCGAGAAAAACUUUGUUGAAAUGGAAUCACUUCUCAGCUCUCUUUUUCCAUUGACUUUAAGACUCGAGGUGAUCGAAAAUAUAUUCUCCUUCCUUUUCCUCCGGCACGAGGACUUUUGCGACAAUGACAGAAGCUCGGAGGAAGAUGAGAAUGAGAAGGAAAAAGCGACUUCUGCUCUCGAGAAUAAGGAAUUGGAACAAAAGAGAUUUGGUUUCGCUGCUAAUAAAUACACGAUUCGAGAAGUUCUUUGUAGAUUGAAAAAUUGCGUUUUAACGGCCGGAAUUGACUCUGCUAAACAGAAAAGGAAACUUGGAAUCUCGAAUGAUUUGGAGGAGAUUAAUAAAGGCUUGGCCAAUAUAAAUAAAGUCAUUGCUGACGCUUUUUGGAGACUCGAGUUUCUCACGAGUGCUGAGUUUAUAAAAAAAGCAGAAACCUUAAAUUGCGAAAAGGGGGUUUAUGAGUGCAAAGAUGAAAAACUGCAUUUUUCAGCGAGGCUUAAGAAUCAGUCCAUUUUUUAUAAGGAGGAGAACAGUUCUACGGAUGAGGAUUUUGUAAAGUCUGAUGCUGAUAUUAAUUCGGAGGGUGGAUCGCUUGACAAUUCUUUGAGUUUUGGGAGAAAGAAGAAGAGAAUUAAAAGUAUGGCUAAUACAGAAAAUCCUGGAAACAAGGAUUUUAGUUCGAGGUUUAUUAUUAAUACUAUGCUGAUGUCGAAGGAAAGUUGGGUCUUGCAUUGUUUGUGGAAAGGAGAUCAUUUGAGAGCCCAACAAAUUAUUGAGAUGUUCAACAUGAAAGGAACUCAACUUGAUGGUGAAGUUCGAUUUUCAAAAGCAAUCCGGCUUUUCAGACAGGAUUUAAAUAAUUAUUUGAGUCCCGUUCACGUUGUGAAUUCUCCCAUAAAUAAAUCUGCUGCUUCAGUUUUACAGAAUGUGACCGAGAAUCUAGAUAAUAAAGACACUAGCAACGGCGCAUUGGGACAGCAAAGCUUCAAGGAAAUCAUUUAUCUUUGCGGAAACGGAAAUAAUUAUCUGGAGAAGGUCUACUCGCAUCUGCAGAUUCUACAAACGAUAAUUAAUGAUGACUCUUCGGUGAUAACGGAAUCUAAUAUUCUAAAAAAUCCACUUCAUUCUUACUUUGGCCAUCAAAUAUUCGAUUUAAAUGUCGAACCUAGUGAACUUGAAUUGAUAGCGAAUAAACUUCAAGUAAACUUGGUCUACAGUAUUCUCGUCAACUGUUGCCCAAAACUCACUUGUGAUAAUCAUACAAACUCUCAGAAAGUUUCUAACUCACAAUGGGGUUACGUUAUUUUGAAUUGCAACUCUGAGGAAAACAAAAGCCCAGAAAAUCAUUCUUGUGACCCGAAUCUCUACGUUUCUGAAAUUUUAACCGACCUUUUACAAACCUUACGUAAGCUAUCACUCGGAGCUUCGACUCUAAGUUCCAAGGAGCUUGAAAAUUUCUCCAAACAUCCGGAGAUUCGAGCAAUUUUAAAAAAGACCUCAAUUCUCUCUUCUUUGGAUCUGAGCGAAUUAUUAGAUGGAGAUCACACUCUCGCCUUUUUCCUCAAUCUUUGGAAUCUCCUAUUUUUGCAUUCGCUUCUUUACUUUUGGGCCGAGGACCCUUCAUUUAAUGAUUUAAGACACGCAGUUUCGCUGAUGAUCACCGGAUAUGAAGUUGGGGACUUGGGACUUGUAACUUUAUCAACUCUUAGGUCAAAAUUGCUCGGGACUUUGGCCUGGGAUUUUAAAUUGUUCGGACCAAUGGAAAGUUUGAAUGAACUGGCAUGGCAAGAUUUAGAUCUGAUGCAGGAUUCAAGAUCAAUUUUCGCGAUGGCGAACGAAUUUGCGGACUCGCCAGUUAUUAAGGUUUUUAAUCCCCAGACUUUAAAUGACGACCUGGAAACCGGCAUGCUUAACUACUUCAAAAAUUACAACAAAAAAGCCAAAGCCGAAGAUUCAAAAUUAGAAAUCCGUCUUCCUGAACUAAUUCAGCGUUACUCAAAUUUUCUAAAAACGAACUCUGAAGGGAACAAUUUGCAUUCCAUGAUACCUAGUUUAGAAUAUUUUCAAUCCCUCGACGAGAGCAAUUACAAAUCUCUAGCCUUUAAAUACGAGUUCAAACUAAACUACACUUUCGAGGAGGAACAGGAAGAGGAGAAAGAAGAGGAUAAAUCUUUGCUCGAGAGUCCAGACUGGAAAUCAAGAAUCGCCAAGCCUUCCUUGCUUCGAUAUCUCGAAGGACACUGCUGGCUCCUUUCCUAUCUCGUUCAGCGAAUUCACGAGGAAAGUCCCACGAUUCUGGAAACCGAUUGCGAAAAUACUCAACGCACCGUUUGUCUCGAAAACGUUCUCAACUCUCCCUGGACAAAAAUGCUCAGCACUCUUUUCAACGACAAUCGAGUUAUCGCCAGUGUUCAAGAGAAUCUUCCAUUAAAAACUCUCUGGUCCUUCUUCGAAGAAUCUCUAAAAACAGAAAAGUACCAAGAAUCCCUCGAUGUUAUCAAUGCAAUUCCUGAUAAUUUCCUAGCAAAGAAUGUCGAAUUGCAAUGCUUCAAGGAUAAAAUUCUAAGUCUCUUGAGUUCUCGAAACGAGGAGCGAAUUCUCAAUUACAUCUACCAGAUUAAAGACAUCAACAUUCUCGUUCAAACGAUUCUCCUCAAUAUGCACAAGUGGCCAAUGGAAAUUUGCGAAGACGCUUUACUCCACGCUUUGCAUCAUCACGAAAGCGAAAAUCUUCCAUCGCAUUGCAAAGUGAAAAUGAGCGAAACUCUUUGUAGAAUCAUGAUUUUCCGAAAGAUCCUCCCUUAUUGCGAGAGCGAAAUUAAUCUCAAGGAUGCGAGAUGGUUCGACGUGGUGAAUUGUACAGAAAAAACCGAUCCUGGUCGGGUCAUUCAGUCCUUGAUCAAGGAAAAUAAAUUCGAGUUGUGUCUCGAGUGGCUAGAAUACCAGCGAUUUUCCUCCGAGAUGCACACCUUGGUUACUCGGGACUUGUUACUGGGUUUGUUGAGAAAUGAGGAAGAGGACUUUAAACACGCGAAGAAACUUCUCCAGGCUUUGCCGCUGAACCAGUCGUUAGCGAUCUGCAAAGGGGUUUUGAAACGAUUGGAGAAAACGAGAGCGAUGCGAUUUGUGGUGAAAUUUUUGCUCGAGCAUUGUAAGGCGACGAAGACUUUGAAAUAUAGAAAGGCGUUAAUUGGAAUCGAUAUUUUGGAUGAGUUGGAUGACAAGGAGAAGGGAUUGUACGUUCAUUUGAUAAGGGAUCCGUUGUUGAUGCUGGAACAGUUGUUGAUGAACUGCAAGUUUAAGAGUUUGCAGAGGACAUUGAAUGUGGUGGAGGGAAAGCUGCCCGAGGCGAAUAUUUCGAUAGAGAGUUUUGAUAAGGUGAUUAGGUUUUAUGCCGGGAAGUCGCUGGAUUUUAGAUUCGCUUUUCAGCGCGAUGGGGUUGAUACGAAGACGAGAGAUGCGCAGCUUUUGGAAAGCGAUGACCAGGGAGGGAAUGAAUUUGUGAUGCCUGCUACUGUUCCGACCAAGGAGGAGUGGAUUCCGAAUGAUCAGGCGAAGGAGUGUAGUUGUUGUAAGGAAGUGAUAUUUUCUAUGUUCAAUAGGAGGCAUCAUUGCAGAAGGUGUGGGAGGGUCGUUUGUGCAAUGUGUUCGCAACAUCGGAUGAGAGUCGCUGGAUAUCCGAAUUCGGUUCCGGUGAUGGUUUGCAAGGAUUGCAAGCUGCAGACGACUUUACAACAACAAGCGGCUAUAGGUGCACCAUCCACACCAGGCAGCGAGGUCCUCGAAUCCUGGAAGCUAACAACCGAGGACUCUUACAACCAAACCGUCCGGGAUGAAUUUUCCUUCGAAUACGCUCCAAACAUUUCCCUCUGCCUCGCCAUCCUGAACCUUCACUCCGACCACAAAGCCUACGCCACAUUUCUCCUCGACCAGUGCGACGAGAUGAAAAAGCUUCUUCAGCCCCUUUCCGGGGGAAAAGUCAACCUCGAAAUCGACCACGCUCUAAUCAUCAAAAUGAUUCGAUCUCUCCUCGUAGCCGCUAAAGUUAAAUGCGCAAAACUAGGUCUCAACGCCGGACUUGCCCACUGCGAUCGUUUCCUUUCUCAGGUCGACCUCAUCACCACUCUCGUCCAGUCCGACUGUCUUUCUCUCAUUCCCACCGACGAUCUUGACGAUCACGCUUUCCGAAAAUUGCGAGACCUCCUCACCGAAAAGGAGCAAUGGACCCUCGCCCUCGACGUCAGCACCAAGUCCGGCCUCGACACCCAGGGUGUCUGGGCAGCCUGGGGAAAGGCCUGUCUCAAGGUCGGAUACUUUGAGCGUGCACGAGAAAAAUUCUCCCACUGUUUGGACAAAGUUCUCUACGAAAAUUUCGACGACUGGGUAAUUCUCUCCCAUCCGGAAUCACUCGACAGCAACGAGGAUUCCGAGUCCCAGAACUUCCGCGUCGAACUCACGAGUCCCAGGAAACUCGAAGCGGUCGUGAAAAUUCGCCCCUUGAAAGAUCCUCCACUUCUCAACGAGAUUCUGCAAAUUCUCGAGAAUUUAACUCUGAAUGGCCAAGGCUUCAAGUCGGGCGCAAGUGCUGCCCAGGAAAUUUUAAACACACUCAAUAGUCUGAAGGCCAUCAGUCAGGGAAAUUAUCCGCAACAUUCGGUGAACGAGAAUGUUUAUUACCAAGAGCGACUUUACUAUCUCUUGAUGUACGGAAGUAGCAGCUCGAUUCUCGAAUUCUUUGUCAAGCAGAAGGAAUUUGAUAAAUGUUUGCUCUUUGUCAUGGAGAACGAUGUCGAGCCAGAUUUGUUUUUCAACGCGGUUUAUCUGAGAUGUUUGCGUAGCGAGAAUGUGGAGAAUUUGCUGAAUGCUAUGAAGAGCAAAGAUUCGAGUUUACUCAUUUGGAAGAAAUAUCUCGUUUAUAUUUGCCGUAAUCUGGAAAAACGGAGAUUAUUGAACACGCUUUAUCAUUUGCAGUUGUUCAUGAAGGAUUAUAUCAGAGCGGCGAUGACUUGCAUCCGGUUUUACAAAAAUGAGGCGAGUACUUAUACGAAUUUGUGUGAGAGGACGCAUUUACUUCUGGAGGCUCAGGGACAUUUGGAAGCGGAAUUGAAGGUGGAGAAUUUCGGAAAUAAGCGGAGAAGGCGAAGUGUCAGUUCGCAGAAUGGAAGCGGGGGAUUGACGAUGGAAAUGGAGCCUCUGGAAAUUGAUAAACACGUGAACACGAUUUCGAGACAGAUGGAGAUUGCCAAGUUCUUGGGAUCUGCGGAGAAAGAGGGAAGGACUAUUGGACCUUUCUUGGGAUAUUUGUCGGAUAUGGAUGCUGAGGGAUCGCAGGCUGGAGAACUGCCAACGCUUUUUGGAAAUCAUCAGCAGAAGACGCAGCUUGCUGUUUUGGCGAUCUUGUGUGGCAGAGAUGUGGAGGAGGGAUUUGGAAUUGCGUUUAGAAUCAUGCAGGAUUACAAUCUCCGACCGCAGAAAGUGUAUUCGUUGGUGGGUCAUGUAUUGGCACUGGAGAAAAAAAUCAACUCGAUAGAGCAAUUGAUAAAAUGUUGUAGAAGUUCUGGAGCUCCAGAUUCAAACGCUAUAUCGGACCGGAUUUUAGCUCACUGUGUGAAACUACUUUUGAGUAGUUGCUGUCCCGAGUCGGGUCCACAUCCAAGAGAUCAAGUGAAUUCUCUUAUCAGACUGAUUACCGAUGUAGAACUCAAGAUAAGUUCCUACGUAGAAAGCAAACAGCUCAAAGCCGCGUAUCUUCUCGCAGUGAAACACACGAGAGCUCAAGACAUUCGUCGAAUUCUAAAAGAGGCUGACCGAUUGGGUCAAAACGCAAUAAAGUCCAUCUGUACCAAAUGGCUUCAACAAACUCAAGGAUCUUAAACGCCAGAACUAAAAUCGUGAAACUCUCUCAAUUCCCUUAAUUUCCAAACUGUCCAUCCAAUACCGCUUUUAAUCCAAUUUUUUUUUGUUAUCCUGUCGCAUUUAAUCGAAAAGUCCAGAGGCAGAAGUUGUACAGAGUAGAAGACUAGAGUUUAUUUAAAUGUAAUUUAUUUUCUGCGCAUUUACACUCGUGAGGAUUCGCGUUGGAGAGCUAGACAUGUCUCGAGAAUUUUCAUUUCCGGUAAGCGCAUCUUAACAAUAAUUUAUAAUUAAAAGACAAUAUUUAUAUUAUAUCGUAACAAAGUAACAUUCGCUUUCAAACAAAUAUACUACAGCAUUGACACUGAUGUAUUUGUUACGGGCUGUGAUACAUUCUGCGUGAAGUAAACAACGCUAAUAGCGAAUAAGUUAUUAGUAGAAAUAAUCAUCUAUCUAAGGCUCCAGGCAACAAUAAAAUUAAUUUUUAAAUAGGCUUCGUUGAACAUUUUCAACCUUUUCGAAAUUAAGUCUUCCUACGUCUUUUCCUACAAGUAGUCAGUCACCAAAAAAGGAAUGAUUUUACGGAUGUUAGUCUUGAGUGCAGAAAUUAUUCAUAGGCCGAAUCGAAAAACAAUUUAUCAAAGGCAGUUCACUAUUUAUUUAAUUUGAAGUCAAUUCUAUAUAUUAGCUUUCAAAUUUUCUCUCAGAAUAUGAAGCUGAAAAAGAUUUUCGCCUUUGAUGUAUUGAUUAAAACAAAACUAAAUACUUCUUUUGUUUUAAUAAAAUUCUGACGAGGGACUUUCCCUUUUCCGGAAUGGCUUACGAAUUUUGGCACUUUUAACGAAUUUUCUUCGCAAGAAUUUGGGUUGUGUGUAUGUACAAGAGCAUGAAAUUGUCUGAAUUAUACUUAAGUAAAAAGUAUACUCAAGUUUUUUAGAAGUCUUUGACUCGUUAAUUAUAUACGUGCAAAGCAGUAAAUCAACGAUUAUUCCAAGUCCGUUAAAGACGGUCACUUUUACAAGAAUUCUGAAUAAACAUGAUAUUGAAA